Caenorhabditis briggsae is the source of this 1929-nucleotide messenger RNA. The record is from RefSeq and is a predicted model, not a curated record. NCBI's taxonomy places the organism in Eukaryota, Metazoa, Nematoda, Chromadorea, Rhabditida, Rhabditidae. The transcript has 9 exons. Gene Ontology annotation, biological process: protein localization to membrane. Gene Ontology annotation, cellular component: membrane. The coding region runs from base 1 to 1929 and encodes 642 amino acids.
AUGUUUAUUUCACUCGUUGUCGUAAUGACUCUCCUUCGAGUUGGCACCAUUUUGGUGCUCGCGGCCGUAUUACCACUCGAAGAAGGCUUUUAUGUGCCCGGAGUUGCCCCAUUCGAUUUUAGAGCUGGUGAUUUUAUUGAUGUGAAGGCCAUCAAGUUAACGAGCUCGAGCAACAUUAUGCCUUUCGAAUAUUACUCGGUACCCUUUUGCAAACCAAAGGAUGGAGAUAUUCGAUAUAAAUCGGAGAACCUCGGAGAAGUUAUGCGGGGUGAUCGUAUUGUCAACACUCCAUAUAAGUUCAGUAUGAAGAAAAACGAACAAUGCGCGUCUUUGUGCUCCAAUAAAUUAUCAAAGGAAGAUGUUGAGUUGUUCAGAGAACGAAUUCGUCAAGAAUACUCGGCGCAUAUGAUUGUUGAUAACCUUCCAGUGGCUACUGUGAUUAGUUCUGGAAAAUCAGGAGAUGUAUACUACGAUCUUGGCUAUCGUCUUGGAUGGAUUGAUGAAAAUUCCAAAGUUUAUCUGAACAAUCAUCUUCAAUUCGUUGUUAAAUAUCAUCAGCAUACUCCCGGGCUUUAUAGAGUAGUCGGAUUUGAGGUUCGACCGAAAUCCAUCGCCGUCACAAAAAAUAGUGACUCGACCUGUUCUCUUCCAGAAGAUGGAGGGAAACACGCUGAACUCGGAAAUUCGGAACAGACUGUUGAUUUCUCCUACUCUGUAACAUUCGAGGAGAGUGAUAUCCCAUGGGCAUCUCGAUGGGACGUUUACUUGACGACGAAAGCCGUCGAUAUUCAUUGGUUCAGCAUCUUGAACUCGAUCGUUGUUGUGCUUUCUCUUUCCGGUUUUUUGAGUGUAACUAUCGUGCGAACUGUACGUCGGGACAUCGCUCAGUAUAAUCGGGAUGACGAAGAAGACGAAACCUUGGAAGAAACUGGGUGGAAGCUGGUGCACGGAGAUGUUUUCCGUCCUCCACCCCACCAGAUGAUUCUCGUCAAUAUGGUUGGAACUGGAAUCCAGCUUCUCGGAAUGUCGGCUAUUGUUGUCGUUUGUGCAAUGCUUGGAAUGCUAUCUCCAGCAUCUCGUGGAUCACUCAUGUCUGCAGCUGUCUUCCUUUUCUGUUUCAUGGGUCUGAUUUCCGGAUACCAUGCCGGUCGCCUCUACAAAACGAUGAAAGGACGUAACCCAAUUCGGUGCGCUGUCCAAACUGCCACCCUUUUCCCAUCGCUGAUUCUCGGAGCUGGUUUCUUGUUGAACUUCUUUUUGAUCGGAAAACAUUCAUCUGGAGCAGUUCCAUUCGGUACAAUGAUCGCUCUUCUGAUUAUGUGGUUCUGUAUCGACAUGCCACUUAUAUUCCUUGGUUUCUAUUUUGGCUAUCGCAAACAACCGUACACCCACCCAGUUCGCACCAACCAAAUUCCUCGUCAAGUUCCUGAACAACCAUGGUAUCUCCGCCUUAUUCCGAGUUCCCUGAUUGCCGGUGUUCUACCGUUUGGAGCUAUGUUCAUUGAAUUGUUCUUCAUUUUCAAUGUGAGUUUCGAGAAAAAAAGUAAUCUCUGGCAAAGUGUUUUUCAGGCUAUCUGGGAGAAUCAGUUUUAUUACCUGUUUGGUUUCCUUUUCAUUGUUUCAAUCAUCUUGGCCAUAUCGACUGCUCAGAUCUCUGUUGUAGCUACUUAUUUCUCUCUUUGCGCCGAAAAUUAUCGUUGGUGGUGGAGAUCUUUUGUCAUCUCUGGAGGAUCUUCAUUUUAUGUCAUGGCGUACGCAGUGUUCUAUUACAACACUAAAUUGACGAUUGAAGGAUUCGUGCCAACUGUUCUCUACUUUGGAUAUUCGUCUUUAAUUGCGCUUACGUUCUUCUUCAUGACAGGAACGAUUGGAUUCUACGCUUCACAUUUCUUCCUCACCAAGAUUUAUGCUGCUGUGAAAAUCGAUUAA